AUGCUCUCCCAACUACCCCGGCGGUCCUGCACACGCCUCCUAGCAGGCCGAGCAGCAGCGCCCUGUCUGCCCCGUAGCCGCCUCCCCCUCAUUUCCUCCCCAUCUGCCACCAACCGCGUCCCCGCCAGCACCCGCCCCUUCAUCAGCUGGUUCAAAAGCAAGCCCGCGCCCGCCAGCGCCGCGGCGAAGGACCAGCCGCCGGUGCUCGCCGAGGACGACCUCUUCCACCCGUUCUCGCAGUCGCCGUUCCCCGCCCUGCGCGCGCGCGGCGAGGCGAUCCGCAAGCUCGCGCCGUGCCCCGUGUGCGCGGCGGAGCACGACGGCGUGCACGCGCACACGAAGGCGCAGCCGCGCGCGGUGGCGCACGAGUGCCCGGACUGCGGGUGGCCGACGCACUGCUCGGAGGAGCACUGGGCGGCGGAUGAGGAGCACCAGAAGUACUGUGGACGGUUGAGGGAAGUCAACGAGGACGAGCAUGAUCUGAGGAGUGGACGGAGGAUGCGCGAGUUUGAGCUCCCAGGCGAGCAAGACACCGAGGCAGCAAUUUCGUUUGCGAACUGGGAUGUGUUUUGGUACACUCGAGAAUUCCCCUCCAUGGAUUCGGAGCGGUCCCGGAGGCACGCCAGCAAAAUCCUCACCUACCCGAUCACCGUCGGCUCUGUGCUGCACCAGUUCAGCAACCUCACGAUCAGCAACCAGAGGUUGACCCCCGAGGGCAGCCGCUCUUUGGCAGCUCUUCGGACAAAUCUGCAUGUGCCGCCUGGUGCGCCGGAGACACCGGAGGCUGCUGCCACCAAGCCGCAGAUGAGGAUAUUCAUCCUUGGCGCACGAGCAGAGUCCGCCCUCCCGCCUCACGUUUGGGAGCAGCUCUGCAUGCUGUUCCCGUCUGCGCUGUUCCACCUGUACUUCAUCGGUCCUCAAGUGUCUCUGCCGAAGCCUAUCAGCGAGCUCAACAAAGGGCCUGCGUCGAGUAGGUCUACUAAGACCGCCACUUCGUCGGCGGAAGCGGCGGGCUCUUCUGCGCCCAAUGACACCGCCCCGGCAUCGUCGGACUCGCAAACCCCGCCAGAACAGCAGCCAGCAGAGGAGGAAAAGCCCGUUUACGUGCCCAACGUUUACCAGCCGCCGACACCCGCGCCGAUCAUGCGCCUCAAGCGCACGCGGGAGUCCAUCCAGGAGUUCGGCGUACCGUCCUACACCGUUCCAUACACGCCGCAGCUGACCAUCACCGGCAUGCAAGCCAACUACGCGGAGGUGCACGCGCAGUUCCAGGAGACGUUCGACCCGUACACGGACUGCUUCUUCCUGUUCUCGCCCGGGUUCGGGUUCCCGUCGCCGACGUCGGUGAACGAGGAGACGGGGGAGCCGUACCUGCAGAUCGCGUCGCCGACGGAGUGGGGCCCGGUGAUGCCGCUGCUGCUGGCGAGCAAGUGCCCGAUCUUCGUGACCGGGUUCUCGCCCGCGGAUGUGGAGCGCGACGUGAAGUCGCUGUCGGCGGCGCCGGAGGUUGCGGGCGAGUUCGACUGGGUGGUUACCCCGGGCCCGAAUGCGUUUGGGAGCGAGAAGUGGGAGGUCGCGGACUUUGACCCGCGCGUGAUGGUGAAGACGAACUGGGGCGUGUGGGGCAUCCGCGGGAAGAGGCGGGAUGUGCGCGAGAGGUCCAGCUGGAUUCCCGGCCUAUAGUCCAUAUAAUACGCAAUAUAUCACACUUCACCG
This is a messenger RNA of Trametes versicolor FP-101664 SS1, 1716 nucleotides long. RefSeq lists its product as uncharacterized. The record is from RefSeq and is a predicted model, not a curated record. The transcript is spliced from 3 exons. Bases 1 to 1683 code for a protein of 560 amino acids. Gene Ontology annotation, cellular component: extrinsic component of mitochondrial inner membrane. Lineage: Eukaryota; Fungi; Basidiomycota; Agaricomycetes; Polyporales; Polyporaceae.